AUGGCCAAAUCCGCUGAAGAUCUGGCUUUGUUGAUGGACGUUCUGGUUGAAGGGGAGAAUUACACACAGAAGCUCGUGAAAAGCUGGAACGGGAUGAGGAUUGGAUUUGUUGAUGACAAAUUGUGGAGUUUUGUUGACUUCAUAUGCACUGCUGAUCCAGACCUCAUCGCUCAGCAGCGAGCUGACUACAGGAAUGUGAAGACUAGACUUCGAGAUGCUGGGGUGAUGGUUCAGGAAGACGUCCCUUUCCCUUCAAUGGAUGACCUGAACUACAAUGGCGAGGAUGCUCUUGAACAAUUGUGGAACCAUGAUUUCGCUGCUGAGUGGGCUGCGUACUUGGAGUUCUUCGACAAACCCCAAAUUCGAAGCAUUGCAGAUAUGGUAGAAUUCAACAAUCAGAAUGCCGACAAGGAGCUACCAUCACAAUAUCCAGGUCAACAACUUCUUGAGCUUAGUCUCAAAGACAAAAUGACAGAAACACAAUACAAAGAGGCAUUCGAGUUGGUCCGGCUCGCAGCAAAGACUAAUGGGGUGGAUAAGACACUAGCAGAUUUCGACUUGGAUGUGAUUGUGGGCCCUAUGGAUGGUCGGAUCCCGACUAUUGCCGCAGCUGCCGGGUGCCCAGUAGGGACCGUUCCGCUUGGGUAUUCUCCAACGAAUGGGCGUCCAUACGGGCUAGCAAUUGUUGCUGCUGCUGGGAAGGAUGAUCAUAUAAUAAAGUUCAUGAGCGCCUGGGAUGCAACGAUGCCAAAACGCAAACCUCCCCCUCAGAUGGUUGAAUGGGCUGAAACGCUUUCUUCAAAGGUCUAG
Messenger RNA from Cadophora gregata, 810 nucleotides. RefSeq lists its product as uncharacterized. NCBI's taxonomy places the organism in Eukaryota, Fungi, Ascomycota, Leotiomycetes, Helotiales, Ploettnerulaceae. Bases 1 to 810 code for a protein of 269 amino acids. The transcript has 2 exons. The record is from RefSeq and is a predicted model, not a curated record.